Messenger RNA from Plutella xylostella (diamondback moth), 799 nucleotides. It is a transcript of the gene APC10, whose product is annotated as anaphase-promoting complex subunit 10. Gene Ontology annotation, biological process: anaphase-promoting complex-dependent catabolic process; protein K11-linked ubiquitination. The record is from RefSeq and is a predicted model, not a curated record. Lineage: Eukaryota; Metazoa; Arthropoda; Insecta; Lepidoptera; Plutellidae. Gene Ontology annotation, cellular component: anaphase-promoting complex.
UGACAUUUCACAAACACAACGGAAACGUAAACAAACUCAAGGCGUCUCAAGGAAAUACUCAAAUUUUUACGAAUACAAAAAAUAUAAAAUACCUGCCGUUCUAUUUUACUCGAGAUGACUUCAGAAAAAGAUCCUUUAGUUAGUGAGCGAUCCGGAACAGUAAGAGAAGUUGGGAAUCAUGCAAUUUGGAGUUUGUCUUCUUGCAAGCCAGGCUUUGGCAUCGAUCAACUGAGGGACGAUUGUAUGGACACCUACUGGCAGUCAGACGGACAACUGCCCCAUUUAGUCAACAUUCAAUUUCAAAGGAAAACAAUGGUGUCCCAUAUUUACAUUUACACCGAUUACAAACUGGAUGAGAGCUACACCCCGAGCAGAAUCUCCAUCCGCGCGGGAACCCACUUCAAUGAUCUGCAGGAGAUUGAGGUCAUUGAGCUGAUAGAACCCAGUGGUUGGGAGAUGAUACCUAUAAAAGACAUUCAUGACCGGCCAAUCAGGACCUUCAUGAUCCAGAUAGCGGUCCUCAGCAACCACCAGAACGGCCGAGACACGCACAUGAGACAGAUCAAGGUGCACUCCCCGUGUGAACCCCCCUCCUUCGAUAUACACAAGUUCAGAAACUUCUCCACAGUUCAGUUCCAACAGUAUGCCACUAUCCGUUAAGGUUUUCUGCCCUAAUAGCUAAAUCCAUUCUGAGAGGGGGCAAAACUACUGUACAUGGCUCUCUCGGGUAUAAAGUUGCCCUUAGUAUAAAAGUAUUUAAUUGUGAUGAUAAUAAUAAUAAAACAUGUAAGUAAAAACA